Messenger RNA from Bradysia coprophila, 1255 nucleotides. RefSeq lists its product as uncharacterized. Gene Ontology annotation, cellular component: membrane. The record is from RefSeq and is a predicted model, not a curated record. Gene Ontology annotation, biological process: sensory perception of taste. Lineage: Eukaryota; Metazoa; Arthropoda; Insecta; Diptera; Sciaridae.
AAAACAUUUAUUACCACUCUACAAAUCACAUUAGCUUUUGUUGUGUACUAUGUCGCUGGAAAAUACGUGGACUCCAUUGCUAUACACAUUUUAUUUUUUGGGCCAGAGCCCAUUCCCUUCAACUUCAACAAUUUCAAAAAGCUAUUUCAAACGAUUGCUCCUCAAACUACCCAUUUUAAUAGUUUUUUGCGCUAGCAUGUAUGUGACCAUCCAUUUCUUCAAUAAAGAAUUCUAUUUUGCAUGGGGGAAUGAAGGACUAGAUGUUAUUAGCUUUCUAUUAAUUCUCAGCUCACUGAUGACGAACCUCGUCAUCACAUGCCGGUCUCUGUUUCGCGGAUCGGUUUGUGUUCAGCUUCAACAGUCGUUCAGUGCAUUAGAAAUGGAAUUUCAGAAAUUAUUGCCGAAUAGAAAUGUUCAAUUUGGGAAAUUUCGUACUGUUUUUUUGAUGAAAUUCUUCGCUGUCCUGAUUUUAUAUUUCGUUUUAGUAUUUGCGAUGUCCAUGUCUCGCAUUAAGGCAGAAUAUUCUCAUACAAGCUUAGUGGUAGUGUUGGCUUUUAUCAACGAUUUAUGUGCUCUUCAAGUCGUACUGUACGUUGAUUUAACCAAAUUCUUCUUGAAAACGAUAUCUCACACAUUCCUCAAUAUUGACGGCGCGGAAGCCAAAUGUGUUAGAGAGGCAGUAAUUAGAACAGAAUUGCUACUAUCAACCAAAAAGUGUUAUUUGAGCAUCUCUAAAACCGUCGAUAAAAUCAACGAACAUUUUGGACCUUUCCUUUUGGCCUACAUUGUGCAACAAUUCCUGGCGGUUUCGUAUGAUAUUUUUUGGGUGUUUGUUAGUAAGCUCAGUGCUGGACUUUGGCCGAGUCUGGACAACGGUUCUGUUCUCCUGUGCGAUCUUUUAAGUCUCUUUCUUUUAUUGAAUUCUUGUCAUAAAAUGAGUUUUGAAACGCAAACAAUUCGGAGUUUCCUGUACGAAGAUGAUUAUUUAAUACGUGGGGAUGGUCAACGGUUCCUAACACUAAUAAUAAAUCAACCGAUGAAAAUUACCACCAUGCAUUUUUUCGAUUUAGAUCGAUCGUUCUUCGCUGCGUUAACAGUUGGAGGUAUUACGACGGCUAUUGUACUGGUUCAAUUUCAGAAUUAUUGAAGGCAAUGUACGCAAAAAAAAUCGUUGUUGAAUGAAGGCUUGCUAUCACUGGAACAAUUAUCAAAUCUGUUACUUAAUCCAAGUAAAUAUUUUCAUCAAAUUUAAAUA